AAAGAACUGAAGUUUUGCAAACCAGAUAUUUUAUUUGUGAAGAUAACAAAACGCCAUGGACAUGAUGAAAGUAGCUGCAACAGAGAAACCGUCACUUUCUUCUCCUGCUGCCUUGGCUUCAACAAUCAAAUUCAUCCAAAUUCCAAAAUCUGAAACUUUUCUUCAACCCACCCUUGAACAAACCAGGCAAACCCAUGCUCUAAUGGUGAAAACCCACUUCAAUGAAACCAAGUUCAGCCCUUCAGCACAAUUCAAUUUCCUUAUUACAUCUUACACUAAAAACAGCCAACCCCACAGUGCACUUGACAUCUAUACUUAUUUGAGAAGAAUGGAUUAUGAAGUUGAUAACUUCAUGGUCCCUGCAGUACUGAAAGCUUGUAGUUUUGUUUCAAACACCCAAUUGGGCAAAGAAAUACAUGGUUUUGCUGUGAAGAAUGGAUUGACUGAAGAUGUUUUUGUAAGUAAUGCUUUGAUACAAAUGUAUAGUGAAUGUGACAGUGUUGUCUCUGCCAGAUUGUUGUUUGAUAAUAUGUAUGAAAGAGAUGCUGUUUCUUGGAGUACAAUGAUUAGAUGCUAUGUUAGAAGCAAAUUGUACAUGGAAGCAUUGGAGAUGAUAAGAAAGAUGCAAAUUUUACAGAUAAGACCUAGUGAAGUUGCCAUGAUUAGCAUGAUUACUUUAUUUGCAGACCUCAUGGAUGUUGAAAUGGGAAAAGCAAUGCAUGCUUAUGUUACAAGGAAUCUUGAGAAAAUGAGUUUUCAGUUAACUACUGCUUUCAUUCAUAUGUAUGCCAAAAGUGGAAAUUUAGCUUCUGCAAGACUGCUUUUCGAUGGAUUGAACCAGAAAACUGUUGUUUCAUGGACUGCUAUGAUAGCUGGAUAUAUUCAUUGCAAUAAAUUAGAAGGGGGAAUGAAGCUUUUUGCUAGAAUGAUUGAAGAAAGGAUAAAGCCAAACGAGAUUACUUUGCUGUGUUUAGUUGUAGAGAGUGGUUUUGUGGGGGCUUUAGAACUGGGAAAACAAUUACACGUUUAUAUUUUGAGAAACGGGAUUUGUUUGUCUCUGGCUCUUGCUACUGCUCUGGUUGAUAUGUAUGGGAAAUGUGGAGAGAUAUGGAAUGCUAGAGCAGUCUUUGACUCAGUUAAAGACAAAGAUGUUAUGAUCUGGAGUGCUAUGAUUGCAGCCUAUGCGCAAACACAUUGCAUAGAUCAGGCUUUUGAUCUUUUUGUCAAGAUGAGGGAAAAUGGGGUGAGACCUAACCAAGUAACAAUGACUACGAUGCUUUCACUUUGUGCAGAGACUGGAGCCCUUGAUAUGGGUAAAUGGGUUCAUACUGUCAUAGACAGGCAAGCUGUUGAAAUGGAUACGAUCUUAAAAACCGCACUAUUGGAAAUGUAUGCCAAGUGUGGAGACAUUGAUGGGGCUUGGAAACUGUUCAGGGAAGUUAAAGAUAGAGAUAUUGGUAUGUGGAAUACGAUGAUGGCAGGAUUAGGAAUGCAUGGAUGCGGUAAGGAGGCUUUGGAGCUAUUCUCCGAGAUGGAAAGAGAGGGUGUUAGGCCAAAUGAUAUCACAUUUAUUGGACUUCUAAAUGCUUGUAGCCAUGCAGGAUUGGUGGAAGAAGGGAAGUUAAUUUUUGAGAAAAUGGUUCAUGCAUUUGCAUUGGUUCCUAAGAUUGAACACUAUGGUUGUAUGGUGGAUCUUCUUGGUCGAGCAGGACUGCUUGAUGAGGCCUAUGGGAUUAUCAAAAGCUUGCCUAUAAGGGCAAACUCCAUUAUAUGGAGUGCUCUUCUUGCUGCAUGCAAGCUUCACCACAACACUGUAUUAGGGGAAAUGGCUGCUAGGCAACUUGUUUACCUGGAACCUCAAAACUGUGGUUAUAAUGUUUCUAUUUCAAAUAUAUAUGCAGUGGCAAAUAGGUGGAAUGACGUUGCAGAGGUGAGAAAAGCAAUGAAGAACAAGGGAAUUAGAAAAGAACCAGGGCUCAGCUGUAUCGAAGUAAAUGGAUAUGUUCAUGAGUUCAUAAUGGGAGAUAAAGCACACCCAGAAAUCGAAAAGAUAAAUGAUAUGGUGUCUGAGAUGGGAAACAAGCUAAAGGAGGCAGGGUACAUGGCAGACACUUCUGCUGUCUUAAGAAAUAUAGAUGAGGAAGAGAAAGAAACGGCACUCAAUUAUCACAGCGAAAAAUUGGCUAUCGCUUUUGGUCUCAUUAGCACAGCUCCGGGCACUCCAAUUCAGAUUGUAAAAAAUCUGAGAGUUUGUAAGGACUGUCACACUGCAACUAAGCUGCUGUCUAAAAUAUAUCAGAGAGUAAUAAUAGUACGUGAUCGAAAGCGCUUUCACCACUUCAGAGACGGAACCUGUUCCUGUGGAGACUACUGGUAGCACCCUAGUUGUGUAUGUAUGUUCCAAGAACACAGUGAGGAUAUGUACAAUUAAAAGUUAAUGAAAAGGAAAUUAAAAUUCUCUCA
Messenger RNA from Gossypium raimondii (Peruvian cotton), 2463 nucleotides. Its product is annotated as pentatricopeptide repeat-containing protein At3g26782, mitochondrial. Gene Ontology annotation, molecular function: RNA binding; zinc ion binding; protein binding. The record is from RefSeq and is a predicted model, not a curated record. Bases 56 to 2377 code for a protein of 773 amino acids. NCBI's taxonomy places the organism in Eukaryota, Viridiplantae, Streptophyta, Magnoliopsida, Malvales, Malvaceae. The transcript has a single exon. Gene Ontology annotation, biological process: RNA modification.